This is a messenger RNA of Fusarium fujikuroi IMI 58289, 1026 nucleotides long. RefSeq names its product related to L-serine dehydratase. Bases 1 to 1026 code for a protein of 341 amino acids. The record is from RefSeq and is a predicted model, not a curated record. Gene Ontology annotation, biological process: L-serine catabolic process; L-threonine catabolic process. Lineage: Eukaryota; Fungi; Ascomycota; Sordariomycetes; Hypocreales; Nectriaceae. Gene Ontology annotation, molecular function: threonine deaminase activity; pyridoxal phosphate binding; L-serine ammonia-lyase activity. The transcript has 2 exons.
AUGGGCUCCCUCGGCUCUGAUGCAAAGCUACCAUGGAUCCGGACACCGUGCCUCUUGAAUCCUCAACUGUCCCGCGUGGCAGGCUGCAAUGUGUACCUCAAGCUUGAGAAUCUUCAACCCUCAGGCUCUUUCAAGUCCCGCGGCAUUGGCAACCUUAUGACCCAAGCGGCUGGUGCUGCCACUGGCCCGGUCCACUUCUACUGCUCAUCUGGCGGCAACGCUGGUCUGGCAUGUGCAACUUCUGCCCUCUCUCUGGGUCAAAAGGCGACUAUCGUGAUUCCUACCAUCAUUACUGAGCUCAUGAAGGGCAAGCUUCUCGACCUUGGGGUGGAAGUACACCAAAAAGGCAGGAAUUGGGCCGAGUGUGAUAAGUACAUGCGUGAGGAGCUAUUGGCAAACGAUCCCACGGGCAUAUAUGUCCCACCUUUCGACGAUCCUCGGGUUUGGGAUGGUGCAGCAACCAUGGUCGAUGAGAUCCGAGAUCAACUUGAAGAGCCCGUCGAAGGGAUUGUCUGUAGUGUCGGAGGCGGCGGUUUGAUCAAUGGCCUGAUGCAAGGUGUUGAGGGCCGUCCCUGGCAAGACAAGAAACCAGCUGUUGUGGCCGUCGAAACGAAGGGAGCAGACAGCCUCAAUGCAAGCGUCCUUGCCAAAGAACACGUAACACUCCCUGAGAUGACCUCGAUCGCAACGUCUCUGGGCGCCACCAGAGUGUCAGAGCAGACUUGGAAAUGGAGCCAGCAUUCUUCGGGCACCAUGAAGAGCCUCGUUGUAUCUGAUGCGGAUGCUGCCAUUAGUGCCGUGCGCUUCGCUGACGAUGGGCGGCAUUUGGUUGAAGUCGCUUGCGGUGCUGCCCUGGCCCCCGCUUAUCGUGGGGAUUUGAGAAGAGUGCUUGGACAGGGCAUGUCCGACGAGGAAUGGGGUGAGAAGAACGUGGUGAUCGUGCUUUGUGGUGGCUCGAAUGUUACUCUGGGCAUGCUCAAUGAGUAUCGGGAUAAGUAUAAAGGGGAAUCCUCGAUCAAGAUCUGA